AUUUUUAUGUGACGCAAUGAAAAAUCUAUGUGGCAACAAUUUUAUUUAAAAAAAAUUAUGAUAUCACAGAUAUUUUAUAAAAUUUAGUCUUAUCAUUUUUAAAAUGCACAACAGAAUGAAUACGUGUUUUACACUUCGUCAAAUUACAUAUUCUUCAAAAAAUUUCAAUCAUAAUUAUUAUUAAUUAUUUUUUAAAUGUAUUCAUUAAAUAUAUUAAAAAUUAUUUUUUUAUUAUUUUAUGUAAUUUUUUAUACAAAAGCACCAACACCUAAGAAAAAACUAAUAAUACAGUUUGAUCAGUUUCUAAACUAUCCGGGAUGGCAAAUUUUACAUGAUGUGCAUUCAAUAAAAUAUUGUAACAGAAAAUUUUAUGCUAAAAGUCUGAUUGAAACACCUACAGAAGCGAAUCGAUGUACGCAAAAGAUACGAGCCUUGAAUGUAUAUCUUGGAUGCUCAUAUGCAAAAGUUAUGAAUAAUCUAUUAUCAAUUUUUAUCAAAUGCCUACAAAAUUGUCAAAAAAAUAAUAAAGAAACAAAUGACUUAUUAAAUGGUUGCAUUAAUACCGAAGAACUAAUAAACAUAAUGGCCCUUUUUAUUGUUCCAACUGCAACAUUGAUGAAAGGAGCCGUAGACGCUUUAGAUUUAUUUUACCAAUCAUCAAUGCCUACUUUAAAAAUAAAAACACAUAAUACCUACAUAAUGAGUUUUAUUUUGGAGGCAAUAGAAGAUAUUAUUAACAAAUUAAAUAAUCCACUUCCAUCAUGUGAUGUUACAAACUCUUCAACAUGUGGAAUGUUAUAUUCAGUUUGUAAUAAUAUAAUAGACAUUUUAAAAUCUGAAACUGAGCUAAUUUGUCAUUUUGUACCUUAUGAUACGAAUUAUUUAUGGAAUAAAUGGAAUCAAGAAUAUAAAGCUAUUAUUGACCAAGGUGUAAAAAUAGUAUUUGUUAAAUUUUUAACAAGGAAAAUUAAUGAUUAUAUCAAAACAGUAGUUAUAGAAAAGUAUUUCCUACUGGGAUUUAAAUUUGAUCCAAUUACUAAAGAAACAUUUAUCCCGACAUCAGAGGAGCCAAUUAAAGCAUAUCAAGAAUUGAAAUUUAAAGCAACAGGUGAAGAACUUUCAAAGUCAAUAAAAAUAAAUCAUUAUAUGAUUUAAUAAUAUUAAUAUUGUUCUACAUUUAUAUUUUAUAAUCAAUUAGAACAUAUUAAUCCUCAAAAAAAAAUCUAAAUAUAUAUAUAUAAGACAUAUAUUUUUUUAGACGAUGAUUAGGAAUUUAAAUAACAUGAAGAAUUUUGAAUACCAAUACAAAUAAAACCUCAUUAAAUGUUGUAGUAAAUUAAUUUUGUCGUGCAAUUGUUUAAUAAUUAAUCAUAAUUUACAUUGUUAUUUUGAAAAUCUAAAUUAUUAUUAAAACAUAAACAUGAAUGGUGAAUCAUACAAUUAUUCAUUGGUUGUACUCACAGAAGUUAUAUAUAAUAUUGAUACUAUAAAUUAUACAAACUUAAUGUAAGUACAAGAAGUAAGGGGUGGGUGUUUUUAUCACCAAACAUUUUACGGCUAUACUUCUCUUUAAACCAAGCUAUAAUAAUGUUAAUAACUUCUAAAAUAUUAAUCUAAAAAGUUAUUAUCAAACAAAUCAUUUUCAUAAUUAAAUCAUUAUUUAAUAAAUCAGGGAGUUCAUCAUAUAUACUACUAUUUGAAAAAUAAAGUUACACACCAUUAUAAACUAUUACAGAUGAACAUAUAAAAUACUUCGUAAUUAAUGAAUUAAAAAAAUUAUGUACAUAUUUUGAUUAUAUAUGUGGUUUGUUAAAUUUUUUUGUCGUGUAUACUGAUUGAUUUUUUAUCAAAAUUCACUUAAUUAUUUACAGAAUAAAAAUAAAUUAUACAUUUUUAUUUCUGCUCACCUUUAGUUACAUACUAUUCUAAAAAUUCAAGAAUAAUAUGUAACUAAAGGUGCAUAGAAUGCGAAGUACAGGCGUGACUUAAUGAAAUUAAUGAAAAGUGUGAGUUAAGUUGCUUAUUAUAAUAAACAAAUAUGUUAAAUUUAAAAAAAAAAUGUAUAUAACUAAAAGUAAGAAUUAGUUUUAUGUACAUUAAACCAAUGUUUUAAAGCUAUUUCUACCUUAAUAAUAUAAUAUAAUAAUGUUUUUAUUUUUUUGGAAUGCUAACAUUAAUUUGGUAUAGGUUUGAAGAAUACCAAAGUCCCGGAACAUUAUUAAAAAUUGAAAAUAAUUUUUUUAUUGUAAUUGUUUUAAUUUGAUAGCCGAUUUCCCAUAGAAGAACAAUCGUUAAACGAUGUUUUUAUAUUAAUUACAGUACAUUUCAAACGUUUUCAUUUUAUAUAGUAUAGAAUCUAGCAUCGGCUAUAAUAUAUAUAGUAUAUAUAGCCUAUAUCACCCGUAUAUAUAUCAUUGUUAUAAAACAUUUUUAUCAACAGUGGUGGUAUAAUCUUUCAUUGUUUUAUAGAGAUACGAGGUGUGUUCAAAAAGUAAGGUGACUUGAUAUUUUUAUGAAAAACUAUUUAUUUAUUCAUCAAUGUUUAUGUUGUCCCCUUCAAAGUAAUCCCCCCCAGAUGUAAUACACUUGUGCUAACGCUUUUUCCAAUCUUCGAAACACUUCUGAUAAGCACUUUUUGUUAUUUCUUCUGGUCAAAAUUAAGCAGUUUCGGAACAAUCUUCGCUGACACACGUCUUAUGCCCAAAAUAUCCGAAAAAACUUCAUGGCACGAGCCAACCGAUAUGCCAACAUCCUCAGCAACUUCUCUGAUAGUGAUUCGUCGAUUUUCCAAAACAAUUUUCUUCAUUGCUUCAACGUUUUCAUCUGUUGUUGACGUGCUGGGACGUCCAGAGCGAGGUUCGUCAUUGGCAUCUUCUCGGCCAUCUUGGAAAAGCUUGUACCACUUAUAAAUGUUAUUUUUACUCAGAGCGGACUCACCGUAUGUUACUGUCAACAUUUCAAGUCUAUUAGAACACUUAAUUCCAUUUUUGACACAAAAUUUGAUGCAAAUUCUUUGAUCCAUUUUUUUUUUGAUAGCAGAAAAUCGCCGAGCACACCAAAAUACGUCUAAUCUUUGUAUCUGUCAAAAACAAACUAAAUAUGCUAUAUACUUGAAACUGUGUACAGAUGUUCGGUACGAGUGUACCAACAUGACAUAAAAAAAAAUCUAAGAUCGAACGGACGUAGCCCGCGAAAUUUGAAAAGUCACCUUACUUUUUGAACACACCUCGU
Messenger RNA from Daktulosphaira vitifoliae (grape phylloxera), 3231 nucleotides. RefSeq lists its product as uncharacterized. The transcript has 2 exons. The record is from RefSeq and is a predicted model, not a curated record. Bases 196 to 1155 code for a protein of 319 amino acids. Lineage: Eukaryota; Metazoa; Arthropoda; Insecta; Hemiptera; Phylloxeridae.